This is a messenger RNA of Scheffersomyces amazonensis, 892 nucleotides long. RefSeq names its product mRNA-binding translational activator (gene GIS2). Gene Ontology annotation, biological process: positive regulation of cytoplasmic translation. Bases 204 to 743 code for a protein of 179 amino acids. The transcript has a single exon. Gene Ontology annotation, cellular component: cytoplasm. The record is from RefSeq and is a predicted model, not a curated record. Lineage: Eukaryota; Fungi; Ascomycota; Pichiomycetes; Serinales; Debaryomycetaceae. Gene Ontology annotation, molecular function: single-stranded RNA binding; zinc ion binding; mRNA binding.
UAAUUAUCGGUAAUUAAUUAGCCUUAACAAAUUUGUAUGGGAAUAAUUGUUCGCGUCCGGGUAAGCCCCCCAUUAGCGAGCGGUCCUAAAAAAUUUUCGGCCCCAUUUAAGCACGUUUGAUUAGAUGAACAGUAACAAACUAAGAGCUAAAUACGGUAUUUUAGUUGGUUAAGGUUAGUUAGUUAGUAUAGGGGAUUUUGAAGAUGGCAGCUGUAUUUCCAAGAACAUGUUAUAAAUGUGGAGAAGUCGGUCACUUGGCUGAUAAUUGUCAACAAGAAGAAAGAUUAUGUUACAAUUGUCGUAAACCAGGUCAUGAAUCUACUGAAUGUCCUGAUCCAAAGCAAGCAACUGGUAAACAAUGUUAUUCAUGUGGUGAUGUAGGACAUGUUCAAUCUGAAUGUCCUACUUUAUCUCAAGGAUCUAAAUGUUAUAAUUGUGGACAAUUUGGUCAUAUUUCAAAGAAUUGUAAUGCCAAUGGAGGUUCUGCAACUACCACUACUACCACUAAAAGAAGAUCUGCACCUGCUAAAUCUUCUUCAAAUGGUACUACUUGUUAUAAAUGUGGUGGACCAAAUCAUUUUGCUAGAGAUUGUCAAGCUGGUAAUGUCAAAUGUUAUGCAUGUGGAAAGACUGGUCAUAUCUCAAAGGACUGUAAUUCUGCUGCUGGUGGUGAUAUUGCUUCAAGUAAAACUUGUUACAAUUGUGGUAAAACCGGUCAUAUCUCAAGAGAUUGUACCGCUUAAUCAACCUUUUUGAUUCUAAUUGUAAAAUAGAAGUUGACUUCUUACCUUAUUUAAUAUUUGUCUAAUGAGAUCAUGUUACUUUUUUUAACUGAUUGUUUGAUUUCCUAUAUUUAUCUAUGGGUUAAUCGUUAAUUAAGCUAAAUAAUUCU